Molecule: messenger RNA, 387 nt
Organism: Gongylonema pulchrum
Lineage: Eukaryota; Metazoa; Nematoda; Chromadorea; Rhabditida; Gongylonematidae
Source: the annotation of a GenBank genome assembly
CUCACGCUGCUUUCAAUUGAUUUUUGGACCGUGAAAAAUAUAACAGGCCGCCUUCUUGUCGGACUUCGGUGGUGGAAUUUUGUGGAUGCCGAAGGAAAUAAUCACUGGCGAUACGAAUCAGCCAAGCAGGACAUGUCGCGUUUUGAUCCACUUGAACGACGAGUUUUUUGGGGCGCAUUGGUCGCAGCUCCGGCAAUGUGGGCAGUUUUGGUGUGCGUUGCAUUUGUGACGCUGAAAUGGGAAUGGAUGGUGAUUGCUUUAAUGGGUUUAGCAAUGAAUGGAGCUAACUUGUAUGGUUAUGUACGCUGCAAGUGGGGCAGUACCAAUGAAUUCACGAAUUAUUUGUCCAAAAUGGCAUUCCUUUCGGUUGGUCCAUCUCUUCAAUGA